AUGGGUUCCAAGAGGCGAAGAGCUACCUCGCCUUCCAGCAGCGUCAGUGGAGGAGACUUUGAUGAUGGCCACCACUCCACGAAUAUACCAGGCCCAAGCAGAAAGAGGAGGAGACUUUCCAAUCUCCCAACUGUAGAUCCUAUUGCUGUAUGCCAUGAACUUUACAACACCAUCAGAGAUUACAAAGAUGAACAGGGCAGGCUCCUUUGUGAGCUUUUCAUUAGGGCACCGAAGCGAAGAAAUCAGCCAGAUUAUUAUGAAGUGGUUUCUCAGCCAAUCGAUUUAAUGAAAAUCCAACAAAAGCUAAAGAUGGAGGAAUAUGAUGAUGUGAAUGUGCUGACUGCUGAUUUUCAGCUUCUCUUUAACAAUGCGAAGGCUUACUAUAAGCCUGAUUCUCCUGAAUAUAAAGCUGCCUGCAAAUUAUGGGAGUUAUAUUUGCGCACAAAAAAUGAAUUUGUUCAAAAAGGUGAUGCUGAGGAAGACGACGAAGAUGAGGAAGGACAUGACAAUCAAGGCGCAAAUUCUGAAUUGUCAUCUCCAGGUUACCUGAAGGAAAUUCUUGAACAGCUUCUUGAAGCUGUAGCUGUUGCCACAAACCCAUCAGGACGCCUCAUAAGUGAACUGUUUCAGAAACUUCCUUCUAAAGUGCAAUAUCCAGAUUAUUAUGCAAUAAUAAAGGAGCCCAUAGAUCUUAAAACUAUUGCCCAAAGGAUACAGAAUGGAACUUACAAAAGCAUUCAUGCCAUGGCCAAGGAUAUAGAUCUUCUGGCAAAGAAUGCCAAAACCUACAAUGAGCCUGGAUCACAAGUAUUCAAGGAUGCAAAUGCGAUUAAAAAAAUAUUUAAUAUGAAAAAGGCUGAAAUUGAACACAGUGAGUUGGCCAAGUCAAGUCUCCGAAUCAGUAACAAAAGAUCAGCACAAGGGGAUCGUUUAUCAGCAAUAACCAUGGCAUUGCAGUAUGGAUCAGAAAGUGAAGAGGAUGCAGCUUUGGCUGCUGCUGCUCGUUAUGAAGAAGGAGAAUCCGAAGCAGAGAGCAUUACUUCCUUCAUGGACACUUCUAAUCCUCUUUAUCAGCUUUAUGACACAGUUAGAAGUUGCCGAAAUAAUCAGGGCCAGCUCAUAUCUGAACCCUUUUUCCACUUGCCCUCCAAGAAAAAGUAUCCUGAUUAUUAUCAGCAAAUUAAAGCACCUAUUUCAUUGCAGCAGAUCAGAACCAAACUGAAGAACCAUGAAUAUGAAACUUUAGAUCAGCUGGAGGCUGAUCUGAACUUGAUGUUUGAAAAUGCCAAGCGCUACAACGUUCCCAAUUCUGCCAUCUAUAAGAGAGUACUGAAAAUGCAGCAGGUUAUGCAGGCAAAGAAGAAGGAGCUUGCUAGGAGAGACGACAUUGAGGAUGGGGACAGUAUGAUUUCUUCUGCUACAUCUGAUACUGGAAGCUCAAAAAGGAAAAGUAAAAAGAAUAUACGAAAACAACGAAUGAAGAUCUUAUACAAUGCAGUUCUGGAAGCUCGAGAACCGGGCACAGGCAGACGGCUCUGUGACCUGUUUAUGGUUAAGCCAUCCAAAAAGGACUAUCCAGACUAUUAUAAAAUUAUCCUGGAGCCAAUGGACUUGAAAAUGAUAGAACACAACAUCCGCAAUGAUAAGUACGCAGGGGAAGAAGCCAUGAUUGAAGACAUGAAGCUCAUGUUCCGAAAUGCAAGGCAUUAUAACGAGGAAGGCUCCCAGGUAUACAAUGAUGCUCAUAUGUUGGAAAAGAUCCUUAAAGAAAAAAGGAAAGAACUGGGACCCCUAGCUGAAGAUGAUGAUGUUGCAUCCCCUAAACUAAAGCUAAGUAGAAAAAGUGGCAUUUCUCCUAAAAAAUCGAAAUACAUGACUCCAAUGCAACAGAAAUUGAAUGAGGUGUAUGAAGCAGUUAAGAAUUACACGGAUAAACGAGGCAGGCGACUGAGCGCUAUCUUCUUGAGGCUGCCAUCUCGGUCUGAACUUCCUGACUAUUAUGUAACCAUUAAAAAGCCCGUUGACAUGGAAAAGAUCAGAAGUCAUAUGAUGGCAAAUAAAUACCAGGAUAUUGAUUCCAUGGUAGAGGACUUUGUAAUGAUGUUCAAUAAUGCUUGCACGUAUAAUGAGCCAGAAUCUUUGAUUUAUAAAGAUGCUCUGGUCCUGCAUAAAGUUUUGCUUGAAACUCGGAGAGAAAUAGAAGGAGAUGAGGAUUCUCAUGUGCCCAAUGUCACUUUGCUAAUUCAGGAACUUAUCCAUAACCUUUUUGUAUCUGUUAUGAGCCAUCAGGAUGAUGAGGGCAGAUGCUACAGCGACUCCUUAGCUGAGAUUGCUGCUGUUGAUCCCAACUUCCCAAAUAAACCUCCUCUGACUUUUGAUAUUAUCCGAAAAAAUGUUGAAAAUAAUCGCUAUAGAAGGUUGGACUUGUUCCAGGAGAAUAUGUUUGAGGUACUGGAGAGGGCAAGGAGAAUGAACAGGACUGAUUCAGAGAUUUAUGAGGAUGCGGUCGAACUUCAGCAGUUCUUCAUUAAAAUUCGAGAUGAACUUUGUAAGAACGGAGAGAUUCUUCUGUCACCCGCUCUCAGCUAUACCACCAAGCAUCUUCACAACGAUGUAGAAAAGGAGAAGAAGGAAAAGCUGCCAAAAGAAAUAGAGGAGGAUAAGCUCAAAAGAGAGGAGGAGAAGAGAGAAGCUGAAAAGAGUGAAGAUUCUUCUGGAUCAGCUGGGCUGUCAAGCUUGCAUCGGACCUACAGCCAGGAUUGCAGCUUCAAGAACAGCAUGUACCAUGUAGGAGAUUAUGUGUAUGUGGAGCCUGCUGAAGCCAACUUGCAACCUCACAUAGUCUGUAUUGAGAGGCUCUGGGAAGAUUCAGCUGGAGAGAAAUGGCUCUACGGCUGUUGGUUUUAUCGACCAAAUGAAACGUUUCAUCUUGCAACACGAAAAUUCUUGGAGAAAGAAGUUUUUAAAAGUGACUAUUACAAUAAAGUUCCUGUUAGCAAAAUUUUAGGCAAAUGCGUGGUCAUGUUUGUUAAGGAAUAUUUUAAAUUGUGUCCUGAAAACUUCAGAGAUGAGGAUGUCUACGUCUGUGAGUCACGUUAUUCUGCAAAGACAAAAUCUUUUAAAAAGAUUAAACUGUGGACUAUGCCUGUAAGCUCCGUAAGAUUUGUCCCACGAGAUGUACCCCUGCCUGUGGUCCGUGUUGCUUCUGUAUUUGCUAAUACAGACAAAGUAGAUGAGGAUAAACAUGCUGAAACAUUGGAGGACAGUAAGGUGGGAGAAAGUAUCCUUCAUCUUGAAAAGGACAAAGAAGAUGUUCCGGUAGAAAUGUCCAAUGGAGAACCUGGUUGCCAUUACUUUGAACAGCUCUGCUACAAUGAUAUGUGGCUUAAGGUUGGGGACUGUGUCUUCAUAAAAUCACAUGGGUUAGUGCGACCUCGGGUAGGAAGAAUUGAAAAGAUGUGGGUGCGAGAUGGAGCUGCAUAUUUCUUUGGUCCAAUCUUUAUACAUCCUGAAGAAACUGAACAUGAACCAACUAAAAUGUUCUACAAGAAGGAAGUGUUUUUGAGCAACUUGGAGGAGACCUGUCCAAUGACUUGUAUUUUGGGAAAGUGUGCAGUUCUGUCAUUCAAAGACUUCCUCUCCUGCAGACCAACAGAAAUCUCUGAAAAUGAUGUUUUUCUUUGUGAGAGCCGCUACAAUGAAAGUGACAAACAAAUGAAGAAAUUUAAAGGGCUGAAGAGGUUUUCACUCUCUGCAAAAGUUGUAGAUGAUGAAAUAUACUAUUUUAGAAAACCCAUAGUUCCUCAGAAGGAACCAUCUCCACUACUGGAAAAGAAGAUUCAGCAGCUAGAAGCAAAAUUUGCUGAGUUGGAAGGAGGUGAUGAGGACAUAGAAGAAAUGGGAGAAGAGGAAGGUGAUAUGACUGAAACACCUUCUAUGCCUCAGCUUCAGACCCCACUAGCUAGUGAAUUGGAUAUAAUGCCUUAUACUCCACCACAGUCCACUCCCAAGUCUGUUAAGGGCAGCACCAAGAAGGAGGGAUCAAAAAGGAAGAUCAACAUGAGUGGGUACAUCUUAUUUAGCAGUGAGAUGAGAGCUGUGAUUAAAGCUCAGCACCCAGACUACUCCUUUGGAGAGCUCAGCAGGCUUGUAGGAACUGAAUGGAGAAACUUGGAAGCAACAAAGAAAGCAGAAUAUGAAG
Pelecanus crispus (Dalmatian pelican) is the source of this 4201-nucleotide messenger RNA. The record is from RefSeq and is a predicted model, not a curated record. NCBI's taxonomy places the organism in Eukaryota, Metazoa, Chordata, Aves, Pelecaniformes, Pelecanidae.